AUGGAGUCCUCAAGCAUGGAGUCCCCCACCACUUAUGACUAUGAUUAUCAGAGCCUUCUGUGUGAAAGCCAGACCGUCCUGUAUGCUACCUUCUCAAUCACCAUCCUGUACUCUCUGGUGUUAUUACUCAGCCUGGUAGGCAACAGCCUGGUGCUGUGGGUCCUGGUGAAAUAUGAGAACCUAGAGUCACUCACCAACAUUUUCAUCCUCAAUCUGUGCCUCUCAGACCUGAUGUUCUCCUGCCUGUUGCCUGUGUGGGUGUCAGCACAACACUGGGGCUGGUUGCUGGGUGACUUCCUCUGCAAGCUCCUCAGUAUGAUCUUCUCCAUCAGCCUCUACAGCAGUGUUUUCUUCCUCACCAUUAUGACCAUACACCGCUACCUGUCAGUGGUGAGCCCCCUCUCCACCCUAGGUAUCUACAGCCUCCGCUGCCGAGUGUUGGUCAUCACAGCUGUGUGGGCAGCCAGCAUCUUGUCCUCCAUCCCUGAUGCCAUCUUCCACAAAGUGAUUCACUCAAACUGUGUCUAUUCUGAACUCCAGGGGUUCCUAGCCUCAGUCUAUCAGCAUAACAUCUUCUUCCUGCUCUCCAUGGGCAUCAUCCUGUUCUGCUACCUGCAUAUUCUCAGGACCCUGUUCCAUUCAAGAUCUAGAAGACGGCAUCGGACAGUUAGGCUCAUCUUUACCCUGGUGGCAGCAUAUUUCCUCAGCUGGGCUCCCUACAACCUCAUUCUCUUCCUGCAGACACUGUUGAAAACCAGAGUCAUCCAGAGCUGUGCGUUCAGCCAGCAGCUGGAAGUUGCCAUGCUCAUCUGCCGCAAGUUGGCCUUCUCCCACUGCUGCUUCAACCCAGUCCUUUAUGUCUUUGUCGGGGUGAAGUUCCGCAGACACCUCAAAAGUCUCCUCCAGCAGGCCUGGUUGUAUCGGCCACAGACACCCAGCCCUGCUCUGGCACCCCAUCCCCCUGGUGCUUUUGCUUAUGAGGGACCCUCCUUCUACUGA
Jaculus jaculus (lesser Egyptian jerboa) is the source of this 999-nucleotide messenger RNA. RefSeq names its product X-C motif chemokine receptor 1 (gene Xcr1). NCBI's taxonomy places the organism in Eukaryota, Metazoa, Chordata, Mammalia, Rodentia, Dipodidae. The transcript has a single exon. The record is from RefSeq and is a predicted model, not a curated record. Gene Ontology annotation, cellular component: membrane. Gene Ontology annotation, molecular function: chemokine receptor activity. Gene Ontology annotation, biological process: chemotaxis; immune response; G protein-coupled receptor signaling pathway. Bases 1 to 999 code for a protein of 332 amino acids.